AUGCUGGACCCCAUCGGCUAUGGCACCAACUCCCUGCCACCCCCUCCUCGACCCAAGAGUCCUUGGGGCCGCUUCGAUCCAUAUGACUCUGUAGAGGACCAGGAUAAGGAAUAUGUUGGAUUUGCCACAUUGCCAAACCAGGUCCACAGAAAAUCUGUCAAAAAGGGCUUUGAGUUCACGCUGAUGGUAGUUGGGGAAUCUGGCUUAGGCAAAUCCACACUUGUCAACAGUCUCUUCCUCACAGAUCUCUAUAAGGGAAGAGUUCUACAUAACGCCCCCGAAAGGGUUGCUCAAACUGUAGCAAUUACCAAGAACACUGUGGAAAUUGUGGAAAAGGGAGUCAAACUGAAGCUUAACAUUGUGGACACACCAGGUUUUGGGGAUGCUGUCAAUAACAUUCAGAGCUGGAGAGCAGUAUCUGAUUAUGUUGACCGUCAGUUUGAGCAGUACCGCAGGGAUGAGACUGGUCUCAAUCGCAAAAACAUCCAAGACAACCGUAUUCACUGUUGCCUCUAUUUCAUCUCACCCUAUGGGCAUGGUCUUAGACCGCUGGAUGUGGAGUUUAUGAGGUCUCUCCAUGAGAAAGUCAACAUUGUGCCAGUGCUGGCUAAAGCAGACAGCCUUACAUCCUCAGAGCUUCGAAAUAUGAAAACCAGGAUUAUGACAGAGAUUGACAAACACCGGAUUAAGAUUUAUCAGUUCCCAGAUUGUGAUGAGGAUGAGGAUGAGCUGUUUAGAAGGCAGGACCUGGAACUGAAGGUGAAAGAAAGAAGAAUAGGGUGGGUUCACAGUGAGAUAACGUCACUGAGCAUACCUUUCGCAGUUGUUGGAAGCAACGCCAUAGUGGAGAGUGAAGGCAGGAGGUUUAGGGCUCGAAUUUAUCCCUGGGGUGUUGUGGAAGUGGAGAACGUGGCUCACAGUGAUUUUGUGCACCUGAGGAACAUGCUGGUGCGCACCCAUAUGCAAGACCUGAAGGACAUGACCCAGGAUGUCCACUAUGAGAACUACCGCGCACAGUACCUGUGCAGAGGCGCAUCCCCGGACCUAAGUUACAGCUUUGGUCAUUUUGCUGUUUGA
Messenger RNA from Chanos chanos (milkfish), 1077 nucleotides. Its product is annotated as septin-4-like. Bases 1 to 1077 code for a protein of 358 amino acids. NCBI's taxonomy places the organism in Eukaryota, Metazoa, Chordata, Actinopteri, Gonorynchiformes, Chanidae. Gene Ontology annotation, molecular function: GTP binding. The transcript has 11 exons. The record is from RefSeq and is a predicted model, not a curated record.